UGAGCAGUCCAAAGAGAAACGGAUGAGCAGUCCUUUGCACCGUUUGUCCUACGACGAACACCUGACUCCGUUUGCCGCAGUGAAACGUUUCCCCCGUUCUUCACCUUCUCCCCGCGUGACGACGCUGCUGUUGACUUGCGGACCUCGGGUUUUAGAUCUUUAAAAGGUUCCGCGGACUCUGUUUCCCUUCACACCAAGAAAGCUAGGAAUUGGCUCUGCAAAAUGACGAUGAAGAUCGAGGGGUUGUUCUCUGCCAUCGGCCUCCUUCUCCUCCUCCUCCUCCUGUCUCGGAGCCAUUUAGCUACAUCCCAAGAAGUUGAGGACGAGAGCGAGUUCAGCUACGAGGAAGGGAGUCCUAAUGGCCCCCAACGCUGGGGAGAGAUUCGCGAGGAAUGGGCGAUCUGCAACAACGGCGACAUGCAGUCUCCUAUCGAUCUGCUGCAUGAGAGGGUCAAGGUUUUGCCCGGGUUAGGGAGACUAAGAAGGAGCUACAGGGCUGCCAAUGCGACGCUCAAGAACCGCGGCCAUGACAUAAUGUUGGAAUGGCCGGAAGAAGCAGGAAGGAUUCACAUCGAUGGAACGGACUAUGAGCUCAAACAAUGCCACUGGCACUCUCCCUCUGAGCACAGUAUCAAUGGCAAGAGGUUUGCUCUCGAGCUCCACAUGGUACACCAAUCGGCCGACGAACGCGUAGCUGUAGUUGGCAUCAUGUACAAGAUUGGCCGACCGGAUUCAUUUCUAACAGAGCUGAUGGAGUACAUCGAAGAGAUAGCUGGGAACAAAGAAGAAGAGAGAGUUGUGGGGUUUGUGGACCCAAGAUACAUAAAGAUAGGAAGUAGGAAGUACUACAGAUACAUGGGCUCUCUUACUACACCACCUUGUAAGCAAGGAGUGGUGUGGACCAUCAGUGAAAAGAUCAGAACCGUAUCAAAAGAUCAAGUGAGUUUGCUGAGAGAGGCUGUGCAUGAUGAUGCAGAGAACAAUGCCAGGCCGCUUCAACCACUUAACGGACGCGAGAUCCAAUUCUACACACCUCGGCUUCGUAAAAACGAUGAGAUCUUCCACCCAUAAAUUUGCAGCUGAUGAUAUAUUUCCCGAUAGAAUCGCAGCUAUAGUACAGAGUUAUAUUGCUUCACGUCUGUCUUAUUUGGAGGCACUGUAUGGGUUGGGUGGGUUUUCAGCGUAUUAUGUAUGUAUUUAUGAGGUAGGUUAUCACUAUGAGAUUUCCCGGUGAGCCAUGAAUAUUUUGAGUGUAGGUUAUGGUUGGAGACUUUAUGCUUAUUUCCUUUUACUCAUUAUAUGGAACACACUUAUAUUACAAGGUUAAUGGUUGUAAA
Musa acuminata subsp. malaccensis (wild Malaysian banana) is the source of this 1337-nucleotide messenger RNA. The record is from RefSeq and is a predicted model, not a curated record. Lineage: Eukaryota; Viridiplantae; Streptophyta; Magnoliopsida; Zingiberales; Musaceae.